AGCGGUAGCGCCACCAAGCGCGACUUACACAUGUGACUAGCGUUUCGUGACAGUAUUUUUUUGUUAAUGCUUCCGGAUUUUAUGUUUCUAUUCUUUUACUUCUCUAUAGCUAAAUUUGUGUUUUGUGCCCUAGAUGUUUACUAGGUGUUUAUUUGUUUACUUUGCCGAUUUAAAGGUUGAAAUAAUAUUGUUUUUGUCUACGCAUAUCAAGUUAUUUUAAAUACAAAAUUAAUUAAUUUGGAAAAAAUAUCAAAGAAUUAUAAUUAUAAUGUAAUCCAAAAAUGACAAUCUGAAAAAUCUAUUAUAUUAUUUUUAUUAUUCUUCAUAUUAAAAUAAUCAAAAUAAAUUUGAUAUUUAAUUGCAUAAUAUGAAAUAAUAAUAUUUAAUAUAAGAAUUAAAUUAAAUGCUCUAAAGAAUACUACUUUAUAUUACUGCAUAUACUUUUUUGAGUUAUAACAAUGAGCAAAGAAGCUGGAAAAUAUUUAUACAAUUACAUCAAUUAUUGCAAAUUAUGUGUGCUUUAAAAAGAAAUAUAUAUCUAAAAAUGUAUUUCUUUCACAGAUAGCAAAGUUCAUAAAUUUAUGUAUUAAUUUCAUAAAAAUUCAAAACGAUGUUUAUACAUUGCUCUAUUGAAUUUUCAACAUUACUAAUGGACCUAACUUAUGGCAUAAAAUUAUAUUCUGCUUUAAUGAUAUAAAAUAUUUAAAGUAAACUACAUUAUGGAAACAAGAUUUAAUUUAAAAAAUUGUGGAAGCAUUGAAGAUGAUUCUAAUUGUUUAAAUUUUACUAGCAUGGUACAUAGUAAAAAGGUUAAACAUGCAUUAAGACAACAAGUAAAGCGUCGCAGAAAAAAUACAACAAUAGCAGCAGGAAAUCCUCGUUCUUUACCCAGGAUUAUUCAUGCUAUUCCAUCAGGAUUACAAACUGAGAUAUCUUUGUCUGGAAUGAGUGAAGCUCAAAAUCAAACCGUUGUUGAAGAAACAGCUGCAACAAUGAAAGAAGUAUUAGCAAGUCUACCUGGAUUUACACUUAGGUCAAGCAGGCGACGUUCCACUAAAAAAUUAUCGAUAGCUGCACAAUUAGAGGCUGGCUUAGUGGAUUUGGAAUCACCCGCAAGUAUUUUAGCUAACACAAGUCUGCGAGCACUUUUAAAUAGGCAUACAUUCCAAGGUUUACCCCCAUUAUAUCAAAGAAAGUUAGCACAACUUUUGCCUGCUGUAGAUAGACAGGAUGCUGCCACAUCUGGAUUAAACAAUGAGUUUUUUGCAAGAGCGUGUCAAGAAUGGCGAAAACGUUUGGCUGAAGGGGAGUUUACACCGGAAAACCAACAGCGAUUAAAAUUAGAAGCCGAGAGAGAUAAAAAUAAACUGGAUCCUUGGAAGUUAAAACAUUUUGAACCUAUAUGGGGAGAAAAACGCGAACUCCAUAAGUUUAGAUCUGGAAUACAUUGUAUUAAUAAGGAAACGAAAUUUUUAAAGAGUACAGCAAAAUCAUGCUCUGGACCUCAAAUUGAUCCUAAUUUGAAUCAAAUAUUAAAUGCUGAUAUGUCAUCUGAGACGUUAUUAUCCCGAAAAGUUAUUAAUAAAAACGUGACGUAUCAAUCUAAGCAUAUAGCAAAUAAAGCAAAUUUAGUUUCUUCAGCAGAUGAUUCAGUAAUUCCAGAGUUUAAUGUUACCGUCAGUAUUUUGGACGAUGAUGAUGAUGACGAGGACGAUGAUGAUAUUGAUAUUGAUGAUGAUGAUGAUGAUAAUGAUGAUGAUGGUGAUGAUGAUGAUGACGCUGACGAUGAUGAUGAAGAUGACGACGAUGAUGAAGAGGAUGAGGACGACGAAGAUGACGAGGAUGAAGAAGAAGACGACGAAGAAGAUGAUGAUGAUGAAGAUGAUGACGAUGACGAUGAAUUAGACACACGCGUUUCCUUGACUUAUUUAAACGAAGAAGCUCAGCAUUGUAGAGCGAUCAUUGUUUCCAAUACUGAUAAUGAACAAUUGUAUACUGAACAAACGUUAUCAGCUGAAAUACCAAUCUUAGAAAAAACUAAAUAUUCCAAAGAAAUGAUUUUAGAUUUGAUAAACAAUAGCAAAUACAUUGAUCAUGAUACUAAAUUAAAAGAGGACAAUCGAGAUAAAUAUCUACGAAAUUUCGAAGAGUCACCCGGAAGAUCCACUAAAUCUACUUCGUUUGCGAAUUUGAAAAAUGUUUUCACCGAUGAUAGAAUUCAUCAAAAAAGUCAAAGUUCUAUGCUAGAAAGUAAUAAUACAGAUAAUCUAUCAGUACAAGCAAGUGCCCAGUUGUAUCAAAAUGCUGCAUCAAAAUUAAAAUUUACAAUUAAAGAUGAAACUUUUACUAGCGAUAUUAUCGUAAAAGUAAAAACAACAGAAUUCGAGCAAUCAUUGGAGAAUUCUGAGCUAAAUGAAAUGGAAACUAAUCAAAUAGAUUGUGAUUCUGUUGCCACUGCAGACACUGUAAUAAAUGGAGUAAUUGAACUUGACAAUGAAACUCUGCAACGAAUCCAUGAGCUUGAGGUGAGAGGUGAAAUGCAAGAAGCUUAUGAAGCAAUCUCUGGGUGUUCAGAAGAAAUAAUUUAUCCUAUGCUGCAAAAUAUUGAAAUCAAUUCUAAUAAUACUAAAAGUUCAGAAGCUCCAACGACUUCUGAAGUAAUUAAAAAUCAAGUUUCAACUCCUCCCUUUAGUACAAGAAAUCAAGAGGAAGCUUUCCAAGAAGCUAAUAAUUAUGUGUGUUCUGAAAUGCAAGAUAGCAGCUGGGCAUCUACUGCAAACGAAGAUACAUCUAUAAACGACAAAGAAGACCUUCAAGUUCCUUGGCCUUCAGUUGCUGCAGCAUUAGAUAAUUCGAUACUGACGAAUACUACUGUAACAUGUAUAAAUGAUUGUAAUAGUUUGGAAUUGCAUUCAAAUAAAAAAGUUGUUCAAAAAGAAGAGAAAUCAUCAAGUAAAGAAACUUUUGAUAAUGUUACUCGUGUACAAAUACCAGUCACCUCUUUUACUCCAGAUGCCCUUAGACUUUCAUCGCCUGUAACCUCACGUUUAAUGAAAAAUGUACACACAAGUCAAAGUUCGUCAAUUCUUACAUUUCCUCAAUUACAAUCCAUUCGUUUUGUACAAACUAACUUUCAAACUACAAUUGAACAGAGUUCAUCUGAAUCUCAAAUUCACGAUUCCACUGGCAUAUCACAGCAAUUAGAAAAUAAAAUCAAUAAUUUUUCUCAAGGAUCUUUGCUAUGUUGUAAUCAAAGAGAUCUUUUUAGCGUCGAAGAAAGUAUAGAAAGUGAAUUACCAGUAAGAAACCAAAAGAGCGUAAGUGGAAGUACUUUUCAACAACAAAAUAUGUUAACGCAAAGUACGGUAGUGCUUCAGCAACAAACAUUACUCCCAUUACAACCUCGCCAAAUUAUAACUGCACUGCACCCUCAGCAGCCACAUUAUCCAAUGAUGAUGAAUAUAUCAAAAACUAAUCGUAGUGCAGGAAUUAAUAACAUUCAUCGAACUUCCAAAAAUGGAAAUAAAGAUCAUAGCAAUGGGCGACCCCGUAAUAUAACCAAAGAGCCACCAGGUGCAGUUAACUUAGAAAGGAGUUAUCAAAUAUGCCAAGCUGUGAUUGCUAGUUCUCCUAAUAGAGAUCAAUUAAAGGCUCAUUUAAAACCACCUCCAAGUUUAAUAACAAAAAGUGAGAAAAUUUUUGCAUUUAAUAAAAUGGGUAAUCGAACUGUAAGUAGCAAUAGAGUUCAAAAACAUUUUCUUACAAAUCAAGAUGUACCUUUGAGUCAAAAUAAAACUGAGAAUGAUACGAUGAGAAAUCUAAAGAGUAUGGCGGGUCAAAAUUUUUCAGAAGAGAAUCACGUCACUGGUUAUAAAUGACACAUAGAGGUCGACUGUUCUUUGUAAUAGAAGAUAAGUAUAAUUUAUUUUGUGCCAAGCAUACAUUUCUAACGUCAAAUCCCAAUUGAAGAUUAAUGAAUUUAAAAUAUUUCUGAUUUUCAAAAUAAAUUUAUAGAGUAACGGAUGUGGUGCACUGAGUAAUCAAACUAAAAUUAAAAAAAAUAUUGUACUAAUAUUACAUGAUAAUCAACGCACAAUUAUUCACUAAUCUUAAUGUGUAAUAAAACAGUAUACACAUUUUUUAACUUUACUCAAGAAUAGUAAAAUAAGGGCAAUUAUCACAUGACAUUUUGCGUGUAUGGUGAAAAUUAAGAUAUAAGAAAUUAAAUACUUUGCGAAUGAAUAUUAGAAACUAGUGUAGUUUUCUGAGGUUUUAGUUAAAUAAAUGAUCAGACUCACCAUGAUAACUCUUGUCCAAGCAAAUUCAGCAUAUACGUACGAAACCGUCCUCUAGAUGUAUAAUAUCUCCAAUAAGCUGAAAUAAAUAGAAGCUGGCUUAAACACAAAGCAACAAGCUCUUUUGCCACUCAGAAGAAUUAACAAAAUAUUAUGUAAAAUGAAAGACUUAACUGAUAGCAGCAACAGAUUUACACUGAGAGAUAGAGCUCUCACUAUUUACUCCUUUGCUGUUUACUAAAAAAAAAACACUUGAGAAGUUGCCAGCAGUGAAGAAAAUAUCACAACGAACUUUUGGACUACGGGUACGAACAACAAUUACCGCACUUUGUUGUCAAUAAAUUAGUUGCGAAUACGCGAUGCGACGCGGGUAAGAGGUUAGCCACAGCAGCAUAGCAGUGGAUGCUAUGCAUGGGUGUGUGUUUGUGCUGCAGUGUCUUUUGUAAUCACAUAAUCUAUCACUGAACAUCCUGCUCCUCCUAUGUACGUGUAUUCUCCUGUUUCGUCGCCUUUGGUAAUUCCAUUCAUUAUGCUGAGUCUCAUCUCUCUUAUCUUUUCCAGUAGUUCUUCCCCUUCUCUGUUUUUCUUUUCAUCUUCUGUUCUCUUCUUUUCCUUCUUCGUCAAUUCCGCCUCCUUAAUAUCCCGUUCUUGCGUUCUAAUCUCUGCACCAUAUCAAUUUCUCGCCCCUGGCGUUCUCCGUCAUCCUCUCUAUCUUUUUUCUUGUUUUUCCUCUCUCAUGUAUUUCGUGCCUAUCCACCAUGCAUCUCCUUUCCCUAAUAUUCUCGCCCCUAUAAAUUUGUUUGUCUUUUCUUCUAUCCACUUAUUCUCUCUGUUUUUAUUCCCUGUUUUACCGCCAUCAAUAUUCCCCUCUUCACUCUUCCUCUUUCUUCCCCUUUUUUGCAUUUCUAACUCUGAAUUCGUAACCUCCCAAUUUCUUUUCAUAGUACUUUCCUUCUUUGUCUUCCAGCCAUGUUUCCUGCAGACAGAUUAUGUCAAACCCUCUUAGAUAUCCCUAGGUCCUCUCAUCUACGCCUUUUAUCCCCGCGAUAUUCUAAUUAAUUAUCCUUAUGUUCUCUUGCUCCUCUUUUUUCUCCAUCUCCUGUCCUUUUCUUUUUCCGAAAAAGCUCCUGUUUUCUUUUCUUCUAUAAAUACUCUACCUCAUCUAUCCACAAGUUGUUAUACCCUAUUUUAACCUAUUUCCCUCUUUUCUUUCCCUUACUGCAUAUUCUCUCAGUUUUUCGUUAUUUGGUCUCUCUUUCCACGUUAUAUCAUGAUCUAUGAAUAUAUCUGACCCUUGCUGCCUUGCCUUUUCUCUCAUGAUUAAGCCUUUUUCCUCCCAGUUUCUACAUUCCGCUCCUAUUAUUCGGAUUCUCUCAUUCUGUGUCUGCGUCCUCCUCAACGUAACCUCUAUUUCAAGUUUAUUUUUUAUCCAGUCUUCUACAGUCUUCCCAUCCCACUUUUAUUCUUUCCACCUUGCGAUCAUAAUAUUGUUCUUUUUCCUAUUCCUUUUUUCCUCCCUCAAUCCUCCAUUCCAUUUCUUCCAUCUGUUUUCUAUCCCUAUUCAGUUCGAUUCCCUUUCAAUUAUCUUUUCUCUCCCCCGCCUGUCUCUCCCUGCUUCUGUCUCUGCCACUCCCUUCCCUUUUUCCAUUCUUUCUAUCUUCCCUAAUAUCCCCUUAAUUUCCUCUUUCCUCUCUUUUCUUUCACGUUCGAAUCUCGCCUCCCAGUCUUUCUUCUCCCUUUCUCUCGCUUCCCCCUCCCUUUCCCUCGCUUCCUUACAUUCUAUUCUAAUUCUUUUCCUUUCUUCUCCUUCUUCUGUCAAUCUUCCCUCUAUAUUUUUUAGCCCUUCCUUCAUUUUACUGUUCAUUUUUUCCUUUAGUUCUAUGUAUCUUUGUUCCCAGUUCUCAAUCAUCUUCUCCCUUUCUUCCUUUUCCUUAUCCAUUUUCAUGUUCAUCCCCUAUACCUUUUGUAGGAUUAUAUCCAUUGUAUUCUUUAACGUCCUGGCUAUCUCUUCUCCCAUUUUUUCUUUUUCUUGUAGUGAUCUUUUCACGUUCCCUCCUUUUGCAAACGCGUUUCUUUCUUCUCUGUUCCGUAUUUUGCUUCGUGAAUUAUUUCCUGCCCCUCGGUGUUUGUCAGGUUCAUCGUUCCUUUCCCGCUAUCUCUAUCUCUCUUACUCUCCUUCCUACCCUCUCUACACUGACCCUUGCUUUCUCACUCUUCUAUCCCUCUACUCCGACCUGCUUUUUCAAGAAUUUUGUAUACCUUUCUCUGCUGGACCCUUUCUAUUCCUUCACCCGACUACUCCUUCCCUCCUUCCCCUCUAAUACCCUCUCUACGGCUUCCUAAAUUCACACACCACUCUACACACUUCCUCUCACUAUGCAAUCCAAUAUGGCACUCUCCAUUGUAUUUCUUUUUUGCCUAUGCAAUGUUCAGUUUAAUAUUAGUAAAAUGCGAAAACAUUUGAUAGAUAGAAUGUAUGAUACAUUAAUAAUACAUCAUUUUUUCCAAUAUCCAAAGAUUAUAAAAAUAAAAUUAAUUUUGAAAUAAUUGCUGAAAUCUCAAUUAUAAGUUUUUCUGGCGGCUCGAUUCCCGCUCUCUCCGUGGCCUAUAAAAGGACCCGCACAACCCGUAUUAGCUCACUAGCUCCAGCGCAACUUAAGCGCCUAGCCUCUUCUCAAGAGCAGCUCACGCCUUGAGAAGAUAAACGACUUAGAAUUAUUUCGAAUCGUUUCUAUACUUAUAAAAUUUCGAAUCAGGCACGAUAUCGUAUCUUAAAGCGUAUCAGUCCUACAUUUGUCAUAAAUUCAAAGACUUGUCAAACUUAAAAUCUUAUUUGUAAAAAUCAAAGCGGAUUUAUUCAUAUAUUUUGUGACACAGAAUAUAUGCAACAAUUAAUGCAAUAUUCUUAUCCUUAAAUAUAAUUUGAAUAUAUUUAUUUUGUUAUAAAAACUUUUAUUAUUGAAAUAAAUUUCCACUACCUGGUAUCCCGGACCUGUCUUAUAUGAUAAUAAUACACUACUAUAUAUAAUUACUUUCCUAUUUAUGAUCUGUUGUCAAAAUUCGGACGUAGAUCAGUAAAUGAUUACUGCUCUUCUCUAAAAUUUAAAAUCUCAUACGCGCUACGGACCGAGAAGAGUCGUGACCGUUUUAACUAUCAGACACACUUUAAUAUAAUAGGGGAAGAGGAUAUUAAUAAAAAGAUUUUAUAUUGUUUUUUAGUUUUUAAGUUUUAGUAUAUAUAAGUGUUAUAUUUCUUGUAUAUCCCAGACCUGCGAUCAGGUUACUACGUUUACCUCUGCGGCAUUUUCAAGUAUUGUAUACAAUACUUUGUAAAUUUUUUCUUGUUAAAUAAAUAUAAAUAUAAAUAUGAUGUACUAAAAGAAAACGUUCAUCUUCUAUUAGACGAUGUCUAGGUGCCAGGAUGACCCCCAAGUCGAUGCUUCAUCGUCUACAAGGAAGAGCACGACUUUAACAUAAAAUAUACCGAAAAAUACUUCUGACUUCGUAAACGAUGUCUAGGUGCCAGGAUGACUCCCUGAUUAACGGGACAUCGUCCACAAGGAAGAGCAUCGUAUCAUCGCUCCCUACAAAGACUAGCACAGUUAAAAUUUUUCAACGAAAACUAGCACAACUCAUGAUUUGCCGCGAAGAAUAGCACAGUUCAGAAAUGUCGCCAAGAGUAGCACAACUCACAUAUUUCCCGCGAAGACUAGCACAACUCGCGAAUUUAUAAUACUUGAAAUGUGAGUAUUUUACGUUUUUUUGGGUUAUUGGGUUAGUAAAGUUCAUGAAAACCUUGGACAAAAACAGACAGUUUUAAAAAGUUUCGGAAAUUUCUAAAAAAAGUGAAAAAUUUUAAAUUCGUUAAAAGGUUGUAAAUUGUAAAUAUUUAAAAAUGUUAAUUAGGGACAGUUUUGCAAAAAUCGGGAAAUUUUUGUAGAAAUUCGUUGUUUAAAGUUUGAAUUGUUCUAGUUUUCGCAGCAAAUGUGCGAGUUAAGCUACUCUUUGCGGGAACGCGCGAGUCGUGUUAGUCUAGCGUGGGUCAAAUAAGUUGUGCUACUUAUGACGGGAAAUUUCAACAAUCUUCGUAGGGAACGACGGUAUAUAAAUCAAAUGUACCGAAAAAAAAUCUUAACUUGUUGUAGAUGAUGUCUAGGUGCCAUGAUGACUCCCUGAUCGACAGGACAUCGUCUGAAUGUUAUUUGUUAAUUUUUACAAAAACAAAUUAUUAAAAGAAUACAAUUUCCGUGAUUAAUCUGGGUGUUUGUAAGCAAAGGCCGAGGGGCCGCCGCAGUUAUCCUUCGCCCAAUAUGACUAUGACUAUGACUAAGCAAAGAUUACAAGCGAUCUGGAAAAAUUAAUUUUUGCAGAAUAUUUUCACGAAAUAUAGGGAUAUUUACAGAAAAUAUUGUUCCUUUUGAAUUUAGCUUUACAUUAUUAAGAGAGUUCUGCAGAGACUGGAACAAAUGAUAGUCCGACGGGGAAAGGUCCGGGUUAUAUGGUGGAUACAUUAGAACUUCUCAGCCAAACUCUCUCAAUUUUUGACGAGUCAUUAAAGAUAUGUGCUGUCUAGCGUUCUCGCGAUGAAAAACAACGUCUUUCCUAUUGAUCAAUUCUAGCCGUUUUUUUCAAUCACCUCCUGCAAUCGCAUUCGUUGUUGACAGUAGACAUUUGAAUUAAUGGUUUUUCCAGAUUUGUGCAGCUCAUAAUGAACAAUACCCUUUUAAUCCCACCAAACACUCAGCAACACCUUCAUUUGCGUCAAUACGGACUUCGCAACUCUUUGUGAAGUUUCUCCAGGUUUCAACCACGAUAUUUUUCGAACAUUAUUGUCGUACAUGAUCCAUUUUUACGCGACUUUAAAAUUUGAAGUUGAAAAUAUGAGUUCUCUUGAAAAUGGUUCUUAUUUGAAAAAUCAACGUUAACCGUCAAAUUACCAUGAAAAUUGAAUUCAAGGCUAAAUUAGAAUUCACCACUCGACUUCCCUCUCUCUGACGAGAUAUACGCGGUGGGCAUUUUAAUUAGAUUAACCUAUAUAAGCUAUGACAAAUCGAUACAAAAAAUAAAUACAUAAAUGAUGCUAAAAUUUUAGACAAGUUUAUUCAAGAUGGAAGGUCGUUCUUAGGCCCAGAAAAACGGCGAAAAGGUCAAGGGGCCACAACGCACCACAUUAUGAUGACUUGUCGUGAAGAAGCUAAUCCAGUGCUCGAAAAAGACGUCAUUUUGAAGAAGUAGAAGAAAGGAGUCGAUAGAAAGGAAUCAUUUCCCUGGGAAGCAUAAAAUACGUGUUUUUCAUCCGCUGAUAGAGAGAAAGUUUUAUUGUAAACAACUCUGUUACAGACGUUUGUAAUGUAGUUCAUGAUUAAAAGUCGAAAAUUUAACUGUCAUAAUUGAUUUUGAUAGAGACUUAAGGAGGCAAUUUCCUGCACAGUGGACCGUAUUAACUCCAUAUCUUUUUUUAAAAACUUAAAUUGCAAAACAUCAAGACGUUAAGUUCCGCACGUACUCAGAUACCAUUAAGUACUCAAAAGCAACUCAGAAAAAAGUUCCUAAAAUAUCUGCCAAGAAAAACAAUAAGAGCAAUAUCGAUGUCAUGAAAUCGGUAACUGAAUGCCUCACAGCCGAAAAAAACAUUUACGUUAACAAAAAUGAUGAAGUUAUUAUAAGCUUCCCAUAUGAUAACAGUGCCGAAUUAACGGAGACACUACUGAAAGAAAAACUAGUGGACGAAUGUAACAUAACAAAGAAUGAAUUAAAUAAUCCGAAGAUCAAAAUAGUGGGUAUCGACAAUUAUAUGAACACGCAAACCAAGGAAAUCAAGAAGGACAUUAAUGAAAGAAAUUUCAGUAAUUUUGAAAAGAAUGGAGAAAAAUAAAAAAACAAAAGAAAAUAAAAGAAUAAUAAAAAUAAACUGUCAAUAUAGUAAUACAAGAUAUAUAUAUCAGAUCUAGACAUAAAACAUUUCACCUAUGACUCCAACCAGUGCAGCAUCUUGAAAAAAAAAUUGAUAGAUACAUCGACUCCGUCGAUGAUCCCAUUAAACCAACCUUACCGGUAACUGAAUCAAUCUAUCGCAACAUGGAAUCAGCAAACAGGCUUGAAGUACCUGUAGAUGCCAAUAAUGCUGCGGAUAAGGAAAUUCAGCAACUUGAAAAUAACACUACGCAAUAAAUCGAAAAAAGAACCUCAUCAUAACUCAAGACCACAUACAAGACGUAAUCAACAAGUAUUAUUAAACCAACCAAAGCCACUUCUCUGAAUCAACACCAGUCAACAAAAGCCAUAAAAACGAGAUCAAGAAAUAGGUAACAUGGAUACUUUUGAUUAUUUAGAUGCUUUUAAAAUGACUCAAUGCAAAAAGAAAGGACAUGCAGCAAUAUUAAAAAUUUUAAUAAACUUAUAAACAACAAAAAGGAUAUUAACCUGCAUGUAAAUAUUUGAAGUAUAAAUGCAAAUUUUGAUAAACUAAAAAUUGUAAUAGAGGGUUUAGCUAUCAAACCAGCGAUGCGACGUUGCAAACGUCAAGAGCCAAAACCGCCAGCCGCCACCAGGUCCAAGAGAAGCCCAGAAGACAUCGACGGGAACAUUGACGUCCACGAGAAGCCUCGAGAGAAGAGAACGAGAAAUAGGACAGCAGACGUCAGCGGACUGGACCUGGGCCUGAGUCCCGCCGCCUGCUGCACGAUCGCGGCUCGUGAGUGAGCGUGCGAGAAUAAGCCCUGCGUGGCAACAUUGUGCGCGGGCGGCAUCAUGCCACCGCGUUGUAGGGAAGGGCUGGGCGAAAUACAAGUGCAAUAAACUAUAA
This is a messenger RNA of Nasonia vitripennis (jewel wasp), 11100 nucleotides long. It is a transcript of the gene Asx, whose product is annotated as MATH and LRR domain-containing protein PFE0570w. Gene Ontology annotation, biological process: animal organ morphogenesis; positive regulation of transcription by RNA polymerase II. NCBI's taxonomy places the organism in Eukaryota, Metazoa, Arthropoda, Insecta, Hymenoptera, Pteromalidae. The record is from RefSeq and is a predicted model, not a curated record. Gene Ontology annotation, cellular component: PR-DUB complex. Bases 720 to 3878 code for a protein of 1052 amino acids. The transcript has 8 exons. Gene Ontology annotation, molecular function: DNA binding; chromatin binding.